AUGUUCUUCAACAAUGGGGGAUCAAUUCUUUGUCUUCCAACGAAUAUCCAACAAGCGACAGUUUUAGAAAGAGAUGAUUUAUAUUUUAUGAUGUGCAUCCUAACUGAAAUUGGUAGUCCCUUAACAGAACGAUUACGUCAUUUUCUUAUAGGUAUUUACAUAUGUAACUACCGUAUAAACUGCUAAUACAAUAACACCGGCAAUCAAACAGUUUUGCCUCGAUACAAUAAAUGAAAUAAUAUGAAAAUACUGUCAUUAAGUUUCUCUAUACUUUACCGAAACAAUUUACUACAAAGAAUUGCUUCAUGCAUUUGACACGGCAUGCCAGUUUUAUUGAGUUUGUGGUUCCGUGCGUUGCGUUUCUUUACAAGUCGUUGUUUCGAAAUUUGGAAACAUGGACGUAUUUCAGAAAACCGGGGAACACUAUCCUAAUAUAUAUGACAUUCCAUAUUAUAACACAAUCAAGAAGUAUUUAAGAUUUUUGGGCUUAGAUCCACACCAAAAAUAUGGAUUGAUCAUUGUAAUUAUAAUGGUGAUUAGUAUGACAAGCGGACUUAUUCCAAUGUCAAUCGUAUUGUACGGAUCAUUAUACACCAAGAAUCUGGACAUGGUGCUCGAGUGUUUGCCACAUUUAGGUGCACUUUUGACCAGUGUCGUUAAAAUAUUGAAUGUUCAUCUAAACAGAGAAAACUUUAGAAAAUUGUUCGAUUCUAUAACGAAAGAAUGGCAGCAGCUGAAAUUAAGUCAAGAUUUGUACAUUCUGGAAGAAGUCACCAUACGGGGCAGCAAAAUGGCGAAAUUGUAUCGAAGUAAGUUAUCGUGCCUUAAUUUUGCAAUCGGCAUAAUUCUAGUACACGUAAAAACGAAUUCAUACCACUAAAUAUUUCGCACAUAAAUGAUCAAUUCUAAUCUUUUCAGAUACUUUAUUAAUAUGUAUGGCACUUUUUUUACU
Bombus impatiens (common eastern bumble bee) is the source of this 952-nucleotide messenger RNA. RefSeq lists its product as uncharacterized. Lineage: Eukaryota; Metazoa; Arthropoda; Insecta; Hymenoptera; Apidae. The coding region runs from base 395 to 880 and encodes 161 amino acids. The transcript has 4 exons. The record is from RefSeq and is a predicted model, not a curated record.